Racocetra persica is the source of this 366-nucleotide messenger RNA. The record is from the annotation of a GenBank genome assembly. NCBI's taxonomy places the organism in Eukaryota, Fungi, Glomeromycota, Glomeromycetes, Diversisporales, Gigasporaceae.
ACUUUGAAAAACAGAUACUUGUAAAACAAUCUAGAUUUUAUCAACUCAAAAACAAUUUACUAUACAAAAAGAAUCAAAAAGAUCUAGACAAACCAAUUCGAGUAAUUAAAUGGAAUGAAGUAGAACUAGUCCUCUAUAUGAUACAUAGUCAUCCAACUGCUGGACACUUAGAAACUGAUGCUAUAACCAAGCGACAUGCAACUACAGGAUACAUACCUUUUCAAUUAGUAUAUGGACAACAAGCUAUACUACCUAUUGAAACUACUCUGCCAAUAGAACCACAAGAAACAGACCAAGAAAUAUCGUUAGAAAAUAGUAUCCUACAACGAGCAUUUGAAUUGAUAGAUGAGUUACUCUAUCAAUAUA